AUGUGUUUACAGCCAUUUGUACUAUUACUACUACAACUGACUGUACACAUCAUGAAGGCAUCUUUGGUUCGGUUGAGUACACGUGUCAAGUUGCCCAGAGCCACCACACAAGCAUUCAAACUCCCAGAACUUAGUUCUAUCUCGCAUACACAACUUCCUAACAACGGGUUUGGCAAAGGGACUUAUGCGAUCAACCGAUCCAAGUUUGGGAAUUGGCCAGUAUAUUUGAAGAUUCAAAACACCAAAACAGUCACCGAGAUCAAGCGUAUCCAAGGAGAUAUCCAUCAGUUUGCCCGUGACUUGUUGAGUAUAAAACCUGACUUGAAAUUGACGGUUAAUCCUCAAAUUGGGUACAUUAAUGUUAAAGGUGAUAAGGUUGAAGAGAUCAAGCACAUUUUUGAAACUCAAAUAUGA
Molecule: messenger RNA, 414 nt
Organism: Lizanozyma spartinae
Lineage: Eukaryota; Fungi; Ascomycota; Pichiomycetes; Serinales; Debaryomycetaceae
Gene: IMG2
Product: mitochondrial 54S ribosomal protein mL49
Exons: 2
Coding region: 1-414 (137 amino acids)
Biological process (GO): translation
Cellular component (GO): ribosome; mitochondrial large ribosomal subunit
Molecular function (GO): structural constituent of ribosome
Source: RefSeq, a predicted model, not a curated record